AUGAGAAUAGAUUUUGAAUACACUUGCGGCUGGAACCGGGUCUUGAUGGAUUUCGCCGGUUUUUGGCCAAAGCCUCGAUCAAGUUUUAUCGGCAAGAACUGGCCGUUGAUCCACGCCGUGAUAGUGUUGAUAGUUAUAAUUAUCCCACGAUUUGCGGCAAUGUUCUUGUUCUGGAAUGAAGUUGAUGCAGUUGUUCAGUCUUUUGCGACGCAAUUAAUCUUCAUAGUUGUAUUUUUUAAACUAAUAGUUCUACAAUUUGGUAAUAAAGUUCUAGUGGACUUAUUGGUGACGAUGGAAGAUGACUUAUCAACAGAACUGACCGAAGAGCAGUACACUCCAGUAUUCAAAGCAGCCAAAAUAGCCAGAACAAUUUCCAUGUUCCUAGGAAUUGCCACCAUUAGCAUUCUCAGCACCGGCAUUGUCUCCCUGAAAUUGUAUCAUUUGGACAGCUUCUACAUAAAGAAUCCGGAUCCUCGAUUGUCGACGAAUUUUUUUUUCGUCGCAUAUCUACCCUUCAACACAACAUCGAUAAUCACCUACAUGAUGAUACUUUCGAUUCAAUUUUAUAUUUCUGUGAUAUCCACUGGCAUUCAUCUCAUACUUGACAGUUUCAUUAUGAUGCUUGUGCUUCAUAUUUGCGGACAGCUUCAAGUCGUCCAAGAAUCCCUCACGCAAUUGGUGAAGGGUAUAUUAGGAUUUGAGAAACUGAGUUUUCAGGUGGCUUUUAGAGCGGUUUUGAUGAAGCAUCAAGCGGUUUGUCGGUUCACCAAGAAUUUGGAUGCAUUAUUCAAUUUCAUUUGGUUUCUUGAGCUGUUCAGUUGCACUUUGACAUUGUGUUUCCAGGGUUAUACUGUUCAAAAGCUUCUCCACAGCGAUCAGUCCACUAUAUUUCAAAUGGGCUUUCCACUGUGCUCAACUCUCGGUCUGGUGUCGCAAUUUUUUCUCAACUGUUGGGCGGGUGAAUAUCUCAUGUCAGAGAGUGCAGAAAUUGGCUUCGCGUACUACAGGAGUGAAUGGUAUACACUGGUCUCUUCUGACGCUCGUUCACUCAUGAUGAUUGGCCAUCAGGGAUUACGACCCUUGACAUUGACAACAUGCAAGUUUUCAAUAUUGUCUCUCAGACUUUUUCUGCAGGUAAUGAAGGCGUCGUUCAGCUAUCUCUCCAUGCUAUUGGUCCUGACACACUCCUAA
Molecule: messenger RNA, 1191 nt
Organism: Diachasma alloeum
Lineage: Eukaryota; Metazoa; Arthropoda; Insecta; Hymenoptera; Braconidae
Gene: Or20
Product: odorant receptor 4
Exons: 7
Coding region: 1-1191 (396 amino acids)
Biological process (GO): sensory perception of smell; detection of chemical stimulus involved in sensory perception of smell
Cellular component (GO): plasma membrane
Molecular function (GO): odorant binding; olfactory receptor activity
Source: RefSeq, a predicted model, not a curated record